Messenger RNA from Anthostomella pinea, 1899 nucleotides. NCBI's taxonomy places the organism in Eukaryota, Fungi, Ascomycota, Sordariomycetes, Xylariales, Xylariaceae. The record is from the annotation of a GenBank genome assembly.
AUGGCCGCUAUUGCAGAUCUGAUCUGGUCCGAAGGCGUGACCGUCACAAUUGCCACGCCUACAGAAUACGUAGGCUGGAUCAGACGGGCCCGAGAAGAUAACCUACGGACUGCAAGGUGGCAAGUCGCGAUCAGUGGGGGUGAGUUCAUAUCCGAAGCUCUUCAGGGAGCCUUCAAAGGCCUGCGAAAGUCCGACCUCCAGCUCGUGAACUGUUAUGGCCCGGCAGAGGUUACCUUUGCCUGCGCCUACAGCGUUAUACCCUACGCAACUAAACCCAGCUCAAACUGUCCUCUCGCCGUCUUGCCCAACUACAGGAUCCUGGUCGUGGACUCGGAUCUUAAACCAGUUUCUACAGGCGAGAGCGGUCAGAUCUUGAUUGGGGGUGGUGGAGUUGCCAGCGGAUACCUCAAUGAUUCGAGCUUGACGCAAUCAGCAUUCGUUACCCUUGCCGGCGUAAGCACAUCAUCCGGAAAUGAAGGGGGCUGUGUAUACCACAUGUCCGGGGACAGUGGCUGGCUUGAUGCAGACGGUCAUCUCAUGCUUGAAGGGAGAGUAUGUGGCAGUACCCAAAUCAAGAAGGGUGGCAUUCGCAUUGACCUCAGAGAUAUCGAAAACACCAUAUGCCGUGUCUUUGCGCAGACUGUCUCUCAAGCAAUCGUCUCUCUUCGAUACGGGCCGGCAUCAGAGGUCCCAUUCCUUGUGGCCUUCAUCGUCUUUGCGAAGAACGAACCACCUACAAGUCGGAAAGAGUUCCUAUCCGAACUUCCUGAUAAGCUCCCUCUUCCUCGAUACAUGAGACCUUCAAGAGUUCAGGAGCUAGACACUAUUCCCACAGUAGGCUCUGGUAAAGUAGACCGAGGGGCACUCGAUUCGCUAGACCUUGGUACAGAGCGGCCAGUGGUGUCAAACGAGCCUAACGGCGACCUCGACAGCAUCGAGGAGAUUUUAUUUUCCUGGUGGGAGGAGGCAAUUCCGGGCGGUGGUCCCAUAUUUCUGGGUAAGGCGGUGUUAAGGCACUUGAUCGGGGACAGUGGCGUGACCAAGGUGCACUGCAUUGCAAUCCACAAGCCCCAACGGGACCUACCCUCCAUAUUCAACCACGCCAAAGUGCAUACGUACUCGGGCGAUUUGGAAGCCACUCUUCUUGGGUUACCUAGCGAGUCUGCUCGGGACAUCUUCGGCGACGCAGAUGCAAUUAUUCACAUUGGGGCCGAUGUUUCCUUCAUGAAAACCUAUCGAAGCCUCCGCCCGGUCAACAUUGCCUCGACGAAAGAACUGGCCAGACUAUGUGCUCCCAGGCGCAUACCGUUUCACUUUGUUUCGUCUGCCACUGUCACAAGGCUCACAGGCCAAGAAGCCGUGGGGCCGGUCUCUUUGCGCCAGUGGCCGCCUCAGUCGGAUGGCUUUGACGGGUAUACGGCAACCAAAUGGGCGAGUGAGGUUUUCCUCGAGAACAUGAACGAGUACAUGGGACUUCCAGUUUUCGUAUAUCGCCCGAGCAGUGUCACCGGGGACGACGCGCCCGAAUCUGACGCAGUCAGCAACUUCAUCAGAUACGCCAAGAAGAUGAACAUGUUGCCGCAGGUUGGCAACUUGACUGGCUACCUGGACUUCGUACAUGUCGAUGAAGUCGCUAGGUGUAUUACUUCGAACUUGCGGGAAGUGGUCCAUCUCAACAUCGCGGACAAUCGGGUGCAGUUCCUGCAGAUUCUUGGGACGUCCCGAAUCCGAGUGGACGAGAUCCCGAGGGCUAUCGAGUCCGCUACCGGAACACCAGUCAGAGUUGUGGCAACAAAGGAAUGGGCGCAAGCUGCGAUAGAGGCGGGCAUGAACCCUCUUCUGGCCGCUUACUUUGAGCGCGAAGUGACGAACCAGGCUUUACUGCCAAACAUAAUGUAG